Pundamilia nyererei is the source of this 674-nucleotide messenger RNA. Its product is annotated as cytosolic sulfotransferase 1-like. The record is from RefSeq and is a predicted model, not a curated record. Gene Ontology annotation, molecular function: sulfotransferase activity. The transcript has 4 exons. Lineage: Eukaryota; Metazoa; Chordata; Actinopteri; Cichliformes; Cichlidae. Bases 88 to 567 code for a protein of 159 amino acids.
CAAAGUGUCUACUUCUGGUAAAGGUUUAAGAUUUCUUUUUUCCAUCUUCUGCAGAUUGUUUAUGUAGCCCGCAAUGCAAAGGACAACAUGGUGUCUUAUUUCCACUUUGAUCGCAUGAAUGUGGUUGAGCCAGAGGCUGGAGAAUGGAAUAACUACUUCCACAGAUUUUUGGAAGGACAAAUGGUAUUUGGCUCCUGGUAUGACCAUGUGAAUGGCUGGUGGAAGAAGAAACAGACUUACUCAAAUAUUCAUUACAUGUUCUAUGAAGAUAUGAUUGAGGACACUGAACGGGAAAUAGACAAACUCUGCAGCUUCCUCGGUUUGUCUCGUUCAGCUGAGGAGAAGAAAAUGAUCUCAGGUGGAGUCCAGUUUGAUAACAUGAAAAAGAAUGAGAUGGCCAACUAUUCUACAGCCCCGGUUAUGGAUUUCAAGAUUUCUCCCUUCAUGAGAAAAGGGAAGGUUGGCGACUGGAAGAACCACUUCACCGUCGCUCAGAAUGAAGUGUUUGAUGAAGACUACAAGAAGAAGAUGAAAGAUCCCACACUUCAGUUCCGCACUGAAAUUUGAACAGAGCCAGGCAUACAGACUGGAUAUAGUCUGAAAAAAAUUGAAGUAUGAAAUAAGCCAGAAGUGCUGAUCUGUUUAUUGAAAUAAAUAAACUUACAAAUCACAAA